Messenger RNA from Labrus mixtus (cuckoo wrasse), 3421 nucleotides. Its product is annotated as relaxin-3 receptor 1-like. Lineage: Eukaryota; Metazoa; Chordata; Actinopteri; Labriformes; Labridae. Gene Ontology annotation, cellular component: membrane. The record is from RefSeq and is a predicted model, not a curated record. Gene Ontology annotation, biological process: G protein-coupled receptor signaling pathway; immune response. The transcript has a single exon. The coding region runs from base 772 to 1914 and encodes 380 amino acids. Gene Ontology annotation, molecular function: G protein-coupled receptor activity.
UGAAGUCCACACGGUCACUAAACUUCAUUGUUUUACAUUAUUAGUCUUGAUUAGACUGAGCUUAGCGCGCCCUCUAUUGGAUGUAUCAGACAAUAAAAGAGCAAUGAUGCAGGUGUAAUGAUAGGCUACUUUAAAAGUUUCAGCAACUUUCUACACACAUCUGCGUUUAAUUUAUUUUUAUCUGAUUUAAAACAAAAUGGUAAAUAAAACGAAGCCUAAGUAGAAGUAGGAAAUGUUCUUUCGAAUAUUUGGCCUGUAGAGAUCUCUGAAACAUGAUUUAAUUUUUACUUUUACGGUUUGUUUAUCAAUAUUUCUUUCUUCCUCUAUUGGUAAAUAUCCAUCGCUCACAUUUAACAGAACAUUUGUCAGGUCCAAAUUCUUGAAAACUACUUGAAUCCCCAUCAUAAAAGUUGUUUUCUUCUUAGAUAUCUCCUGUUGGGAGCAUUUUACGCACGCUCAUCACGGACCCUAUGAGCUGACAGAUAUAUUUUGAUACAUGUAUGGAGAUCCAACAGUGAACCAGUCACGUUGUAUUUGGAAUGCGUUAGUCUCGUUUAUAUGACCGCCUGGUUCUCUGCCGCGUCUCGAUCGACCAAUCGUGGCUCAGCACAUAAAUGACACACCUGCAUAAAAACAGACUCCAGCUCACUGAGUGUGGACACACGGCUGACCGAGACACUUUGGCAUGGAGCAUCCCUGUUCUGUUUCCGUCUAGCCUGCUGUGCGCGCAGUUGAACCCCUGCUGUGCGCACAGGUUCCUCAUUUUUAAAGAUGGAAGAAUUACUGAACUACAGCGGAGCGAUGAACAGAAGUAGGCCUGGUUAUGACAAAUUUAGUUUUGAAGACAUCGAUGUGAGCGCAGACGGCGCCUUCAUCCUGAGGAUCCUCAUCUCCGUGGUUUACUCAGUGGUUUGCGCGGUGGGCUUGGUGGGGAAUCUGCUCGUGUUUUUCCUCAUGAGGUUACGACAAGGUCGAAAAAAGUCCAGCCUCAACUACUUUAUCAUAAACUUGGCAGUGACGGACUUUCAGUUCGUGCUCACGCUGCCCUUCUGGGCCGUGGACACCGUGCUGGACUUCAGCUGGCCGUUUGGAGACGCCAUGUGCAAAAUCAUCCUCUCUGUCACUGUGAUGAACAUGUACGCGAGUGUGUUCUUCCUCACAGCCAUGAGUGUGACCCGCUACUGGUCGGUGUCCUCGUCCCUGAAGAAGAAAACUUACAGGAGCUCACGAUGUGUGAAGUGGGUGUGCGUGGUGCUGUGGGUGGCGGCGACAGCAGCCACAGCUCCAACAACGAUCUUCUCCACAGUGACUGUGGUGGCCGGGGAGAAACUCUGCCUGCUCAGGUUUCCUGAAGGGCACGAUUGGCUUGCGCUCUAUCACAUCCAGAAAAUACUGAUAGCCUUCAUCAUCCCCAUGCUCAUAGUCUCUGUUAACUACUUGAUGCUCCUGCGCUUCGUGAGGCGGAGGAGCAUGGACAGCAGCAACCCUAGACGGAGAACAAGAAUCACCAAAUCUGUUGCUAUAGUGGUUUUGUCUUUCUUCUUCUGCUGGAUGCCAAAUCAUGCGAUCACAUUUUGGGGUGUUUUGGUCAAAUUUAACGCGGUAAACUGGGAUAAAUCAUAUUACAUGGUGCACACGUACGUAUUUCCUGUCACUGUGUGCCUGGCGCACGCCAACAGCUGCUUGAACCCGGUACUCUACUGCCUGAUGAGGCCAGAGAUCAGGAAGAUGCUCAGUGGGUUGGUGUUCAGAGUCUCCACUCCUCCUCACAAUAAGGGCUGCGCCACGCGCUCUUUUACGCAGGGUGACACUCAGGGUGCGCUGCCUCUCCACAUUUCCGACAAUGGCGAGUACAAGCUGUGCAAUUUGGAACUUAAUGGCUUAUCGAGCUCCAACAUGAUCCCCUACACUUGAUAACUUCAGACUGGUGUAGUGAUGCUUUUGUUUGCUUUUAAUAAUCAUCUGUUGCUGUCAUCAUUCGUGCGUAAAUAUCGUACCUGACUGAAAACUGUGAAGGACUCAUUGCACAAAAGUGUCUGAACACUUUAAGGACUUACAGCACAUAAAUACCACUCACGUUUUUGCCACCAUGGCAUGGACUAUGUACAAUGACAAGUGCAGUGCGAAACUUCUGUCAACUUUGUAUAAGAUACUUGUUGAUUCCACAGGUUAUAUAAACGCUGAAGUCCGUCAUUGUCUGUCCUUUCUCUGCUUUGAAAUGCAACUGCGUCUUUCUCUUCCUUUUCGCCCCAUGUGAGUGGUAUUUUUCUUUUGAAUUUUCGCGGAGAUAUGCAUACACGAAAUAUGAGCGAUGAGAACAGGGGGGAUGAAUGAAAAAAAUUGACAGGAUGAAUGACGUAUAAAUAAAUAUAAAUGACACAUGACGGGGACAUUUCCUGCAAAAUGAUGGAUUUCUGUUUUUCUUAAGGGACAUUUUAUAUGUACAUUAAGAAUAAUCAAAUGCCUGCAAUGUUUUCCAUUUAAGUUUAUGUAAUGUAAAUAUGGAAUAUUUUAUUUUGAUUCCCUGCUUUUUCGUUUUUGAAAAAGGUCAUCAAAACAAACACUGAUGAGAUCGUCACUUGAACAGUACAGAAAUAAAUGGAACAAUAUUGCACACUCUUCAGGGGAAAUAAGUCAAAACAUGAAAAAAAAAAAAAUGAAAAAAAAUAGCUUAUGACCCAGAGAGCAGGGGCCCAAUUUUUAAAUGACAUGUGGAUGAGCCAAUCUUUCCUCCUAUAGGGCCAGCUUCAUCCUUUUCUCCGCCCUGAUCCUGCUCAGAUUAUGAAAGUGUCUGGUUAAAGUAAUAUGCCAGCAUCAAAGAGAUCAGUUUGGAAUGCAAAAUAUAAAUAAUAAGUGUGGAGAAGGUUUGUGUGCAAAGUCAAAAGAUUUCAAUUAAGAAGUUGCAAAAGGUGCAAGACUGCAAUUUUAGAAGCAGUACUGCAACUGUCAUGCAGGAACAGGUGGAGGCAGGAGAGGUGUGUGACACUGCCAGGCAGAGAGCAAUGGGAUGUAUCAGGGGUAGUCAGAGGUAGAUCGUGAGCACAAGGGGAGGGACGUUGUUGCUCUUCUCUGCUAAUUGUAUGCCAGGGAUGGUUGUAAAAGUGCUCAUACUACACUGAGAACUCCGCUACAAGGAAAAGUCCUGCAUUCAAUAUUAUGUGAAAUAAAAGUAUGUCUCCUUAUGACAUUUCGGGAAAACAGCAAAUCCUUAAAAGUACAGUAGUUUCCUCUGGGAGGUAGCAGAAUAGAAACAUGAAGUACAGACAAUGUAAAUACUAAAGUUAAGUAUUUUUUAAGUAUAAGACAUUUUCUUUACACACAUUGCUUUAAAAUCACAAAUAACACGCCAUUGCACAGUGAAUUUAAGAGUCUAUACAUGUAUAUUAAAUGUAUAAAUUACAAUAAAUUCUAGCAGAGAUUA